Molecule: messenger RNA, 10062 nt
Organism: Callithrix jacchus (white-tufted-ear marmoset)
Lineage: Eukaryota; Metazoa; Chordata; Mammalia; Primates; Cebidae
Gene: SNTB2
Product: syntrophin beta 2
Cellular component (GO): dystrophin-associated glycoprotein complex; synapse; intracellular anatomical structure
Molecular function (GO): structural molecule activity; protein binding
Source: RefSeq, a predicted model, not a curated record
GUUCUGUAUUUUCCUUCCCCACUAGACCGCAGACUCUCAGCUGUUGCUGGUACUACUGCGCUUAUCUACAGGGCCUCAGAAGGAGCCGGAGUCCCUGGUUGAGCGCUCAGUACACAGGGUGCGAACCAAUCAGUGCAAGAAUGAACGUGCCACCGGGUCUUGCAUGCUUGCAAAGUGCUUCUCCAAGCUGAUUUUGCUUUUCGUGCCCAGGCAGCUUCCGUGAAUUGCACGGUAGAGGUCAAUAGUUUCUGCGGGUCCGUGGGGAGCCAAUGGAAGGAGGAUGAGAAAUGCAGUCCCACCGCACUCGGGCUGCCCGCGUCCGGCGACAAGCGAGGGAUCCGACAGCUUCUGCACCUCCCGGAAGCGGCUGCGCCGGCCCCGCCCCUCGGGAGGUGGGCGUGGCAUCAUGAAUAAUGAAUCGCGCCGGGGAAGGGCCGGGCCCGCCCCUCCGGGCGGGAAGGGGGAAGCGCUGAGGCUGCCUGACUGGAAUGAGGGUAGCUGUGGCGACUGCGGCGGCUGGAGAGGGGCCGGCCAUGGCGGUGUGGACGCGGGCCACCAAAGCUGGGCUGGUGGAGCUACUCCUGAGGGAGCGCUGGGUCCGAGUGGUGGCGGAACUGAGCGGGGAGAGCCUGAGCCUGACUGGCGACGGCGCCGCGGCCGAGCUGGAGCCCGCUCUGGGACCCGCGGCGGCCGCCUUCAACGGCCUUCCGAACGGCGGCGGCGCCGGCGACUCGCUGCCUGGGAGCCCGAGCCGCGGCCUGGGGCCCCCGAGCCCACCGGCGCCGCCUCGGGGCCCCGCGGGUGAGGCGGGCGCGUCGCCGCCCGUGCGCCGUGUGCGGGUGGUGAAGCAAGAGGCGGGCGGCCUGGGCAUCAGCAUCAAGGGCGGCCGCGAGAACCGGAUGCCGAUCCUCAUCUCCAAGAUCUUCCCGGGGCUGGCCGCCGACCAGAGCCGGGCGCUGCGGCUGGGCGACGCCAUCCUGUCGGUGAACGGCACCGACCUGCGCCAGGCCACCCACGACCAGGCCGUGCAGGCGCUGAAGCGCGCGGGCAAGGAGGUGCUGCUGGAGGUCAAGUUCAUCCGAGAAGUAACGCCAUACAUCAAGAAGCCAUCAUUAGUAUCAGACCUGCCGUGGGAAGGUGCAGCUCCCCAGUCACCAAGCUUUAGUGGCAGUGAGGACUCUGGUUCACCAAAACACCAGAACAGUACCAAGGACAGAAAGAUCAUCCCUCUCAAAAUGUGCUUUGCUGCCAGAAACCUAAGCAUGCCGGAUCUGGAAAACAGAUUGAUAGAGCUACAUUCUCCUGAUAGCAGGAACACGUUGAUCCUACGCUGCAAAGAUACAGCCACAGCACACUCCUGGUUCGUAGCUAUCCACACCAACAUAAUGGCUCUCCUCCCACAGGUAUUGGCUGAACUCAACGCCAUGCUUGGGGCAACCGGUGCAGCAGGAGGCAGUAAAGAGGUCAAGCAUAUUGCCUGGCUGGCAGAACAGGCAAAACUAGAUGGUGGAAGACAACAAUGGAGACCUGUCCUCAUGGCUGUGACUGAGAAGGAUUUGCUGCUCUAUGACUGUAUGCCAUGGACAAGAGAUGCCUGGGCAUCACCAUGUCACAGCUACCCACUUGUUGCCACAAGGUUGGUUCAUUCUGGCUCCGGAUGUCGAUCCCCCUCCCUUGGAUCUGACCUUACGUUUGCUACCAGGACAGGCUCUCGACAGGGCAUUGAGAUGCAUCUCUUCAGGGUGGAGACACAUCGGGAUCUAUCAUCCUGGACCAGGAUACUUGUUCAGGGUUGCCAUGCUGCUGCUGAGCUGAUCAAGGAAGUUUCUCUAGGCUGUAUGUUAAAUGGCCAAGAGGUGAGACUUACUAUUCACUAUGAAAAUGGGUUCACCAUCUCCAGGGAAAAUGGAGGCUCCAGCAGCAUACUGUACCGCUACCCCUUUGAAAAGCUGAAAAUGUCUGCUGAUGAUGGCAUCCGAAAUCUGUACUUGGAUUUUGGUGGUCCCGAGGGAGAACUGACCAUGGACCUGCACUCUUGUCCAAAGCCGAUUGUGUUUGUGUUGCACACGUUCUUAUCGGCCAAAGUCACUCGUAUGGGACUGCUUGUAUGAGCAACAAAAAAUCAGAAAAGGACCUUGACUGUCACAAGAAAUAUUUCCACCUUGGAAAAAAAAAGCACAAAAGAAAACUCUUUGCUCUCUCCUUCAGCACAGUGCCUUCCCAAGGACCUGCAAAUCACUGCUGAACCAUAACCAUGUUUAAAGAAGAGCCUACCUUUCACAGUCUACCUUGGCCAGAUAUUCUAGGACUCUAAAACGCUCGAAAAUGGAGCUGUUGAUUUUCUUGUUUCAUAAUACGGUUUAUGAGUAAUUAGGUUUAUUUUUCCUGCUAAAAAGAAUGGCUCAUUGUUUUCCUUUUAGACAUAAUCAAAUACCCAAGCAUUGUUUUGUUUUUCUUCUUCCUGUAGGAUUUGCAUUGUGCUUAGCCUUGAUCUGUUGUUCAGAACAGUUGUCCCUUCCCAGGUGCUAGCUUGCAGCAGCCUGUUGCGUCGUGAACAUUCCAGAUAGGUUGUAUGUCUUGGAAUUUACUAUACUCACUAGCUCCUUCCACCAUAGGAAGUCCUUGAGUUGUAUCACCAAAGGGUUCUUCCAUCAGCCCUGGUUCUCCCUCUAUCCCAGCCUGGCAGUCACUUCCCACCUUAUCCCAAGCUUUGCCACUCUAAGUGCUGUCUCUAGGACUUAGAACUUGCAAAAUUUGAUUUGUCUUGCCUUCCACUUCCUUUCUAGCGGUGACUGAGUUGAAAAGCAAGUUGGAAGCCACUGCUUUGAAAGAAAAGUUUUGCUUGGUUUAGGUUUUUCCAAUUUUAUUUUCGGUAGGAGCCAGGGGAUAUUAUAAGAUUUAUUUUAAAAUAAAAUUCCUCUUCCUAGGUUAAGCCAUUUUUUUUAAUUGCUUACCAAAUGUGCCUUUGGUUAGGGUUAGUGGAGCUUUAUUAGUCACUAUUUGAAUAACUGGAAAUCACUGCCAUUUCAAGGAGAUCACCUAUCCUAGUUUGGAGGAAUAGUCUUCAAAGUGGGUUUCCUUAAUGGCAUCUCUUCCAGUAGGCAGAUCUCUUUGAGCAAGAUAAAUCCUAAAGAGCCAGCCUGCUUGAGGAGUAGACUUUGUGGGUGAAGCCAGCUCUUCAGCACAAACAUCAUGUCGAGUUUUUUUGGGCUGCCCAUGUAGCAUCCCGGCCGUGGCCUGGCCCUUUGUGGCAGCAGUGGCACAGACAAGCAACUGCUCAUUCCAGAUUUAGUGUUGGCUUUACAGCACUCCCUACAGUGGGCAGGGUGAUGAGACCGUGGAACAGCUGCCUGCUUUUGGUUAAGCAUUGCUAGAUGUCAUUAUUAGGACACAGUAGCAAUAAGAUUGCUGACUUUGUAGUAUUAGAAAAUCACACUGAGCUUGUUUUUCCAAAUUUUGAAGGAGGUAUAUAUCUGCAAACAUUUAAAAUGGUAUAAUAUCAAUAUAAAAUGUCAAGAUUAGCGCAGGUCUGGAUCUCAAAGAACAGGUAAUAUUGCUUGGACGUUCUUUUUUUUUUUGAGAUGGAGUCUCACUCUGUCACCCAGGCUGUAGUGCAGUGGCAUGAUCUUCACUCACUACAACCUCCACCUCCCAGGUUCAAGUGAUUCUCCUGCCUCAGCCUCCCGAAUAGUUGGGAUUACAGGCACCUGCUACCACAUUCGGCUAAUUUUUGUAUUUUUAGUAGAGGCAGAGUUUCACCAUGUUGGCCAGGGUGGUCUUGCACUCCCAACCUCAAGGAAUCCACCUGCCUUGGCCUCCCAAAGUGCUGGGAUUAUAGGCGUGAGCCACUGCGCCUGGUACAAGAUAAAUUUUCUUUUUUUUUUUUUUUGAGACAGAGUUUCGCUGUUGUUACCCAGGCUGGAGUGCAAUGGCACGAUCUUGGCUCACCACAACCUCCGCCUCCUGGGUUCAAGCAAUUCUCCUGCCUCAGCCUCCUGAGUAGCUGGGACUACAGGCGCGCACCACCAUGCCCAGCUAAUUUUUGUAUUUUUAGUAGAGAUGGGGUUUCACCAUGUUGACCAGGAUGGUCUUGAUCUCUUGACCUCAUGAUCCACCCGCCUCGGCCUCCCAAAGUGCUGGGAUUAUAGGUGUGAGCCACCACGCACGGCCCCAAGAUAAAUUUUCAUUUCAGGGAAGGAAUAAAAAUGUCUGGAAAGUGUAGCAAUGAUUCCUGGAAUCAGAAUUUCACUACAUUAAUACCCUCAGGUAAGCAGUCGUGAAGCCUCUAUGCAAUGAGAGCAUUAUUAAUAUGAGAUGUUGAAUGAUGUGUUUACAGACUUCAGCAGCAAAGCUACGUGGUUGAGGUUUUCUGUGUUAAUGUGAAAGGCUAAGCCACUAAGAUUUGCAGGGGAGCUUCUGAGCCACCCUGCUCAUAGGUUAUAUGAAGAUGUAAAAUAGGUGUGAUUUAAAUAUGAGCAGGAAAUGCAAGGCAUGUGUUCAUUUCACUCAUUUUGGUCAAGGUUAAACUGAUGUGUGUAGCACUGAGGUCUGUAGGGUUCUUAAUAACGACUUUUGAGUCUUAGUGUGAAAUGAAAGUGUGGGAUGUUUCCUUUGUCCACUAGCAGCCCCAAGAACCAGAGCCCUUAUGCUGCUUGUCUUACACACUUAACAGCUCUCCAAUCAUGAUAACCAAGGUUGUUCUUCAAUCAAAUGUGUUUUUGGGAUUUUCAGCCCACAAAUGAAGUGCUCUGUAAUGAAUGGGACACCAUGAUAAAUAUGUAUUUAUAUUUAGAUGCCAAAGUAUGGCAAAUUAUUUUCAAAUGAUAAUGAAAAAUGGGCAUUUUCAAUAUUCUACCUUUUUUAUAGAACCAGCUCACUUUUCAUUUCUUUUUCAUUUUGAAUUAAGCAAAUUGUUGAAGAUGUGGUGGGUUCCAGUGUGUAGAAUGGAAAGGAACUGCAGAAUUAUGUCCACUCCCCAUUCAGAGGGACUGCUUCCUGUGCCCCCACCAAACCCGGGGCUUAGACAGCUUCUCCACAUUCCACACAGAUGCCUAGGAGCAGCCAAUUGGUAUAUGAAACAUCUCCCGCCUCUUCUCCUAAAACUUCUCUCCUUUCUCUUCAUAAAAAGAAAAGGAAAGGAACAAAAGAAAAACGUAAGUCCUUUCCUGAAGUCAUCAAAUGAAAUAUUACCUGGAAAUUAGUAUCUAAUGUUUCAUAUGAAGAAAUACUUCAUAUGUUUUCAUAUGUAUGUUCAUACAGUAUUUAUUAGAUAGUUGUAACUCACCUUCCUAGUAGACAAGAGUUUCAGGUUAAAUGCUGGAACAUAUAUAGGCAAUCAAAAAUACUACUUUAAAUGUCAUCCACCUAUUUUAAAGCCAUGUUUUAGCACUUUUUAGGCCAAAGAAGGUCUGAUAGUGCCUGUUUUUAUCUUCUGUGCUGAAAAUUAUUGCAUGGCAGGAGAGAUUGGAUUAUUUAUUAUAUUUUUAUAAGUAAAAAAUAUUUCUAAACAACAAAUAACCUAACAUUAUUACUAUUUUCCUAAUUUAUCCUACUAAGUUGAAUGGUAACAAAGCUUUUUCCAGCUGACUGAAUGCACUUAGCUGAUAAAUGGAAUUUGUUUCUUUUUUUCCUUUCUUUCUUUUUUUGAAACAGGUUCUCACUCUGUCACCCAGGCUGGAGUGCACUGGUAUGAUCAUAGCUGACUGCAGCCUCAACCUUCUGGGCUCAAAUGAACCAUUCACCUCAGCCGCCUGAGUAGCUGGGACCACAGGUGUGUGCCACCACACCUGGCUAAUUUUUGUGUUUUUUGUUUUGUGUUUUUUUUUUUUUUUUUAGAGACAGGGUUUCGCCAUAUUACCCAGAGUGGUCUUGAACUCUUGAGCUCAAGCAAUACUUCUGCCUCAGCUUCCCAAAGUGCUGGGAUUAUAGAUGUGAGCCACUGCACGUGGCCCCAGAAAUUAUGCUUAAAAAAAAAUUUCAAGCUGUGUGGAAUCUGGACAAGGCUGUGUUUGUCCUAGAAACAGGAUUUGCUGUAAAUGGUUUUGAUGGACAAAAGUGUGAGAAAAGGUUAUAAUAGAUUUUUUUAAAUUUUGUGAGAAACUCCAGGUCUUCUUGCUUAACUUAUAUGCAUGUGGAUAUAUGUUUGUUUUCAAAGCCAUGGAAGAAUCUCUGUUCAUAUAUUUUAAUGCAAAUUAUCUUGUAUGCUGCUAUGCAAAUUUUAUUAAAAGCCCUACCUGCUUAAGAGUUAAACAUUUUUUAAACUUUCAGGGAAGACCUGUAGAUUCAAGCACUUUUUCUGCUUUUUUUGUAUCUUAUCUUGGACACUUAUGCUGAAUUAUGUUAUUAUUUUCACUGGUUAUAAGCUAUUGCUUGUACAUAUUUAAACUAUCCAAAUAUCCAGCAUACAUUUCCACGUGGCUGCCAUCGGCUGUUGAUGCCAUGAAUGAAAUGGCUGGUUAGAAAGCCAAAGAUCUUCUUUUUCCAAUCCCUAAUGAAUAAGUAAAAUGCCAGAUCUUUUUGGUCUCAAAGCAAAUUGUUCUGAUCAGAUCAAAUAUCUAUGUAAUGAAAAGGGACUUACUUAAAUGUGGGAUUCUGCUUAAAAUUUAAGUUGAAUUUGACUGUAUUCAUAUUCAUUCUUUUUAUAUAUCUCUGUCAGGUAUGACAUUAAGUACCAAGUGGUAUUAUAUUCGACUUUGAGUUUGGAAAUCACUUUCAGUUAAAUUUCAGUUGAAAUUGUGGCUUUGUUUUUUAACCCCACUGAAGAUGAAAGUAGAGGAAUCUGCCAAAUCCUACUGUUACCUCUGUGUGCCCUUAUUCUAAUUGCUUGGUAAUCUAAAAUUACUCUGACUUUCCAUGUACUGUCUUUAAAAACCAAUUGUAGCCAUCUGCCCCCCUCUACCCUUUAAGCUAAAUCUUUCACUGUGCUGGAUACAUAGACACUCGAUAAAUGUGUGAUGAUAGUUCUAAAAUAAUUAUGCUAUAUAUCAGGGUUGUGUAUUUUUGAGCAAUAUGGUUAUUCCUAUGCUGUGAUGCUAAGUAGAAUUUAUUUUACACUAGUAAUAGACUACUUAAGUGGCUGAUUUGAAACCCUUUCUCUAAAAAAACAAACAUCUGGCAGAUGAGUGACAAAUUCAUUCUCUUAAAGGAUAGAAUUUCAAGUUAAGGGUAAGGUACAAUAAAUAGGCACAUAGAGCACAUCUGUUUUUUGUUUUGGUUUUAGUUUUUUUGUAUCUUUCUGACUAAACUGCCAGCUAGAAGAAUGGUUGUUAUAUAAUAACUCAGAAGAAUCUUUUAACAAGAUUUCUUUUGUUUCAAAACAUAAACUUGAGCAUAAUUUCUUGCCACCUCUAUUCUUCCCAUAUUGCGUGACUGAACUAAAAGCUUAUUCUAGUUUUAGAAGAGGAUCCACAUUUAAUGUAAUGCAUAAAUAAGCCUUUUGCAAAUUAUUGCUUGUUAUCCAGUGAACAUUUGAUCAUAGUCAAGAGAAAUCUACCAUAUAAGCCAUAAUCUUUGAAUUGCCCCUUUUAAAAUAGAUUGGUUAAAACCAAAACCUGUAAGAGAGAAAUGAUACUUCAUUAUAUUGUAGGUUUGAGAAUCCUGGUUAGAGUUAUAAUUUCUGGCUGAGUAUGGUGGCUCACACCUGUAAUCCCAGCACUUUGGGAGGCUGAGGUGGGCGGAUUACCUGAGGUCAGGAGUUUGAGACCAGCCUGGCCAACAUUGUGAAACCCCAUCUCUACUAAAAAUAUAGAAAGUUAGCCGGGCAUGGUGGCAGGCACUUGUAGUCCCAGCCACUCAGGAGGCUGAGGUGGGAGACUCGCUUGAACCCAGCGAGGGUCCAGUGAGCCAAGAUUGUGCCAUUGCACUCCAGCCUGGGCAACAGAGCGAGACUUCAUCUCAAAAAUAAAUAAAUAAAAGAUUUAUAAUUGCUGAGUCCUCUAAGUACCUUUUGCAAUAAUCUUACAUCCAUGCUAUUGACACAAACUUUGAAACUGGAAAGCUAACUAAUGUAUUCAUGUGUUCUUUGACCUAACAAACAUGUAUUAAUAUUAUAAUUCUACACCAGGUAUUCUGAAGGGUCUAAAAGAAAGUUUCUGCCCUCAAGUAGCACAUAAUCCAUUAUUUCUCAGUCACACCAUGCCAUCUGUUUGUCAUUCAGCAGUUAAGUAAUUCACCACUUAAUAUUUUUACCAAAGUCUAUGUUCAAGUGUGUUAUCUGGAUCUGGCAAACUGGAAAAUGUUUGAAGGGAUACUCAGGUUUUGAUCUAUGCCAAUAUGAAAGGACUCCAAGCACAUUUAAGUAGGCCGGUCUUUUCCUCAUGCAUGAUUUUUUUUUAAUGGAAAAUUAGACUUUAGUUUGGGAAAGAGAACAGAGAACAGUAUACAGUAUCCUUUAUAAGGUAAAUCAUUAGCAACAAAAAUUAAGUUUUAUUGCCCAAAGUGGAUCAAUGAGAAAGUCUUUUUAAAAUGGCUUCUUUUACUAUAACAGCAAAACUAAAUGCAUAUUUUAUCAGUCCCUUAUUUCUAAAUUUUGUUGUAUUCAUUUCCACACUUAAAGUAUUUAAGCAUUUCAUUUGCUGAAAGUCCUUAUAUACAUGGUAGACAGAGUCCAUUAAUGAUAGAUCAAAAUGAAGAUGUUUAAAAAUUAACAAAAUCAGCCCAAGGUGAGAGGAUCACUUUAGCCCAGGAAUUCUAGACCAGCCUGGGCAACACAGCGGGAUCCCGACUCAAUCCAAAAAAUUAAAUAAAACGUUUUAGCAUUAAAAAAAUAAAAUGAACAAAAUUUCACUUAUACCAGGACACACUGGCAUUUGGACUCAGUGAAAAGUGCACCUAAAGAAAAUAAAGUUGACUGAAUGUUUUCCGUAAUUUUCACACAGUAACAGUCCCUUUCUAUCCAUCUUGCUUUCCAUUUAUGUCUAGGGUUAGCUUUUCAGGCAACGUCGUCAGUCAUGCCCAGAAAGUACCUGAACUAUCAGCGACUGAAAUGGCACAGGGAACUGAAUCACAUGGGUGCCCUCCCCUUGGUUUUCAACUGUCCUGGAGUUGUGCACAAAAAUUAGGUCAUGCCUUCAGGGUCUUGGUCUUUACUUUUAACCUACCCUUUGACAAUCAGGUGCUAAUGAUUGUAUAUUAUUAAAACCAGCACAUAGUAUUAUAAAUGUGUGUUCCUCCUAGGUUGGAAGAAAUGCUUUCCUUCUAUCUGGGUCCUGGGUUUUGGUUUUGGUUUUGGUUUUGGGUUUGGGUUUUUUUGUACUUUUUUUUAAUUCUGGAUCCUGUUAAAGUGGGUGUCAGUUGUGUCUUUUCACCUCUAUUCUGUGGAUUAAUAGAAUUGGGUGGGGAGGAGAGGAAAUGAUGAUGUAAACUGAGUUUCAGGUUUGGCAUAGUCAUCAUUCUUGAUGAAAUUCAUCUCACUUUGUAGCGAAUCUGCCCUUGUCGUAGGAACAGGUUUCAGAUUCUGCCCUCCACUAUAGGACUCCAGUAUUAUGUUUACAAUCCAUUGAAUGAGUGCAUCAGUAGAAGACCUUGAUGCCCCAAAAAAUCUGUGUCCUUUUUGGUACCAAACCUGAGGUCUUUUGGAGAUAAUAUAGAAAACCACUACCUAUUGAAGGCCUAUUUUGGCUAAUCUGUGCAAACUCUGAUUAUACCCAUGUAUAUGGAUUCUUUCCCACACUACUUUCAUUUUUAAGUAUAAAGACAUAGAAAACUAGAAUAAUGUUUUUAAGUCUGUGAUGUUCUGGGGUUUUUCCUUCUUUUUUAGAAUGCUGUAUUUAAACAGGACUUCUUUUUAAGUCUUGUUUGAAAUUUAAGUCUCAGAUCUUCUGGAUACCAAAUCAAAAACUCAAGGCAUAAAACAGGGCAGUAUUUGUGUUCUUAAUUUUAAAAAAGCUUUAUGUAUACUCUAUAAAUAUAGAUGCAUAGACAACACUUCCCCUUGAGUUGCACAUCAACAUAUAGCAUUGUACAUUACAAUGAAAAUUUGUAACUUAAGGGCAUUAUAUAUAUAAAUACAUAUAUACCUUUGUAACCUUUAUACUAUAAAUAAAAAAAUUGCUUUAGUCAUGA